AUGGAGGACAUUGAGAAUGAUGUAUCAGUAUUGGUAAGAGAUGGAAACAUAAGUAGUAGAAAACGACAAAGUACGGAAAGCAGAAGUUCUUUGAGAAAAAAGAAAUUGUAUGCUAAACCUAGAACUUUAAAUACUUUUAUUCCUUGCACUCAUCAAACAAAAUCAUUUUUAAUGUGUCAAGUUUAUUUCACCUAUGCUUUAGAAAUCAGGAAUAGAAUCUACAGUGUACCAGACAAAAUUGGCCAAGAGAAGAUGGUUUCAAACUUCUUGAUACUUGCAAAAGUGGUUCGUAGUAGACAACGCCCUAACCGGACGAAAGCAGCAAAGCAUAGAUUAUUCAAUAUGAAAUACACUCUUCGGCCACACUAUUUAUGUCUGCAAGAACUUUUUUCUUUAUAUAGUUCAAAUGAAAUCUACACGCUUGUAAAGCCUUUGGAAAAAAAAAUUUGGUUAUGGACAUCACAGAAAACAGGGGUGGUGAUACAAAAAACACAUACAUUGGAUCCCUACCUGCUGAUGAGAGCCACUAUUCUAAAACCAAAUAUAAGAGAGUAUACCUUAGAUGUAAAUAUCAAGAAACUUCAUGAAGCAUACAAUUCCAUGACUAAAAACGAUUUGCAAUGUUUCGACGUGUCUUCAACAAGGACUUUAAUAUUGUAUUUAAGAGUUCAGCAACUGACGUGUGUAGUUAGUUACAUAAACAAUGCUAUUGAUAAAGCCAAAAUUAACUUGCCAUUACAACUUAGAAUUCAUGCUGUUUAUGAACUCAUGAAAGAAGAACAUGAAGAAGACAUUAUUUACUGCUUUGACAUGCAACAAGUGCAAUUCGAGCAAGAAUAUGAAAAAUACAUUUCACUUCUGAAGAGGGGUCGUCAGUGGGGAUCUGAUUCUUUUGUAUUGGAAGACAAGCAGUUGGGUCACAUGAUUUCGGAUGCAAAGAAAAAAGAUAUAAAUGAUUUACUGACAGCUUUAUAUGGCGAAUGGACAGAAAUAGAUAACCUAAACUUCUACAAAGACAUUAUUGAUGAUAAAAAUUUGACUAUUGUUAAUAAUAAUAAUGAUGAUGUUAAUGAAAGAUGGGACUGCUUAGAAGAUUAUUGUUGUGGGGUGCAUACCUGA
Messenger RNA from Psylliodes chrysocephalus, 1119 nucleotides. The record is from the annotation of a GenBank genome assembly. NCBI's taxonomy places the organism in Eukaryota, Metazoa, Arthropoda, Insecta, Coleoptera, Chrysomelidae.